AUGAGUUAUGAAAAGUCGAAGGAUCUAUUCUUGGGAUUUGAUUUAUCAACCCAACAAUUGAAGAUUAUUGCGACGAAUGAAAAUUUAGAACACUUAGAGACAUUCCAUGUCGAGUUUGAUGAUUUAUACAAAGAGAAAUAUGGAAUCAAGAAGGGAGUUAUUAGUAAUGAUGAAACUGGUGAAAUUGUGUCUCCGGUAGCUAUGUGGUUAGAUGCUUUGGAUACUAUAUUUGGAAAGAUGAAAGAGAAGGAGUUUCCGUUUAAUAAAGUAAGGGGGAUUAGUGGAUCCGGACAACAGCAUGGAUCGGUGUACUGGUCCAAUAAUGCUCCUACAUUAAUGCAAAACUUGAACACGGAUAGCCCUCUUAGCGAACAAUUGAAGGAUGCAUUCACAUUUGAAAAUUCACCAAACUGGCAGGAUCAUUCAACAGGAGAAGAAAUCAAGACGUUUGAAGAAGCCGUGGGUGGUAGUGACCAAUUGGCAGACAUAACCGGGUCUCGCGCCCAUUAUAGAUUUACUGGUUUACAGAUUAGAAAACUAGCUGUUAGAACCAACCCUUCAAAGUAUAAAGAAACUUAUAGAAUUUCGUUGGUUUCGAGUUUCAUGGCUAGUGUACUUUUAGGAGAGAUCACUAACAUUGAACAAGCAGAGGCUUGUGGAAUGAAUCUUUAUGAUAUCAAGAAGAACGACUAUGACGACGAAUUGUUAUCGUUGGCAGCUGGAGUUCAUCCAACUAAAGAUGGUGCAACUAAAGAACAGACGAAAGCCGGUGUCUCCGAAUUGAAAAAGAAGUUGGGUGAAAUUAAACCUAUUUCUUAUGAAAACUCUGGAGAUAUAUCUCCAUAUUUUGUUAAUAAGUAUGGAUUUAAUUCAGACGUUAAAAUUUAUUCUUUCACAGGUGACAAUUUGGCUACAAUAAUUUCAUUACCUUUGGCACCCAAUGAUAUUUUAACUUCUUUGGGUACUUCGACAACAGUAUUAUUGAUUACUGAGAACUAUAUUCCAUCUUCCCAAUAUCAUUUAUUUAAACAUCCUACUAUGCCUAAUAACUAUAUGGGUAUGAUUUGUUACUGUAAUGGCUCAUUGGCAAGAGAAAAGAUUCGCGAUUCAGUAAACGAGAAGAAUGGGGUCAAAGAUUCUAAGAGUUGGGAUAAGUUUAAUGAGUUAUUAGAUUCUUCCGAUACGUUUAAUAAUGAAUUGGGUAUUUACUUCCCAUUAGGUGAAAUUGUUCCAAAUGCUUCAGCCCAGUAUAAAAGAUGCAAAUUAGAUGACCAAAAUAAACUAAUUACUGUAGACUCUUGGGACGUUGAAGAAGAUGUAAGUUCAAUUGUCGAGUCGCAAACCUUAAGUUGCAGAUUGAGAGCUGGACCAAUGAUAAGUAGUUCUGGGUCAGCUAAUUCUACCCCAAGUCCUGAAUCAUCUGGUUCACGCAAAUUAUACCAAGAUUUGCAUCAAAGGUUUGGCGAUUUAUAUACUGAUGGUAAGAAGCAAACUUUUGAAUCAUUGACCUCCAGACCACACAAAGUUUUCUUCGUUGGUGGUGCAUCCAAUAAUAUAAGUAUAGUGAAGAAAAUGGGUUCCAUUUUGGGUCCUACUGAUGGUAACUAUAAGGUAGAAAUCCCAAAUGCUUGUGCAUUAGGUGGCGCAUAUAAAGCAAGUUGGAGUCAUCACUGUGAAUCAGAGGAAAAAUGGAUUAAUUAUGAUACUUACAUUAAUAAGUAUUUUAAUUUUAAAGAAUUGGAUACUAUUAAAGUCAAAGAUCACUGGCAAGAUUACUUUACGGGUAUGGGAAUGUUAGCUAAGAUGGAACAAGAAUUAAAACAUGAUUAG
Messenger RNA from Debaryomyces fabryi, 1830 nucleotides. It is a transcript of the gene XKS1, whose product is annotated as xylulokinase. Gene Ontology annotation, cellular component: cytosol. Gene Ontology annotation, biological process: D-xylose metabolic process; xylulose metabolic process. Bases 1 to 1830 code for a protein of 609 amino acids. The transcript has a single exon. The record is from RefSeq and is a predicted model, not a curated record. NCBI's taxonomy places the organism in Eukaryota, Fungi, Ascomycota, Pichiomycetes, Serinales, Debaryomycetaceae. Gene Ontology annotation, molecular function: D-xylulokinase activity.